Messenger RNA from Rubroshorea leprosula, 701 nucleotides. The record is from the annotation of a GenBank genome assembly. NCBI's taxonomy places the organism in Eukaryota, Viridiplantae, Streptophyta, Magnoliopsida, Malvales, Dipterocarpaceae.
CACCAAACAGGCACUGAAUUGGAAGAGGACAAAUGGGGAUCUGGGUAAAGGUUCGGGAGAUCUCUGGUCUAAGAACCAGGGACCCACACCCGUUUCGGGUUUCCUGUGGCGCGCUCGGCGCUCGUGCUGGCGAAGUUCCCAAGUUAACGAGCUCUUACCUCUCAUCGUGCAACUCAUCGCAGCCCUUGGCCCUUGCUGCCCUGCAACUCACCGCUCACCUCCAGCUGAGCUCCAAGACUUUCCUCUCCUCUAAUCCUCUGCCAAACUCUUCACUCAUGCUCAAACUCUGGCCUCAUCUUCACGGCCCACACCAGCCUCUCACCGUGGCACCCUACCAUCAGCCCGUCACUGCGAGUCAACACCGCUUACCUCUAGCUCCUCCAAGGCUGGGUUGUCCUCUUUCUCUUUCUGUUGUCGCGUGGCUUCCUCCUCUACAGCUUUGCCUCAGAAUCUUUUCAAACUCUCCAACUCUAGGUUCUGACAAUAAUGGGAAUUUCUUCAAUUUAUUUGAGGAGUUGGAGGAGAAUGAUAAUGAGGAUGAUGAGUCUGAGGAGGUUAUUUCCUCAACUUGAAAUUAUUGAUCAAGUCUAGCUCAAGUUGCAGCUGUAGAGUUUGCUUUGCUGGAUUGGAUGGAUAUGUAUGCAUCUGCCACUUCUUAGACUCUUUUAUGUGCUUUUUCUUAAUGAAGUUAUUGCUGGACA